AUGUCGACAAGGCCGAAAGUGUUUUUAGAGUUUUCGGUUGGAAAUAAAAAAGUUGGAAGAGUGGAAAUUGAAUUGUUUUCCGAUAUUGUACCAAAAACUGCAGAAAAUUUUAGAGCAUUAUGUACAGGUGAAAAGGGUCAAAAAGGAGGAAAAAACCUGCAUUACAAGAAUUGCAAAGUGCAUCGAAUUGAACCUGGAUUUUGCAUUCAAACUGGAGAUUUUAUUAAAGGAAAUGGAACAUCUGGCAGGUCCAUCUACGAAAGCGGCAAGUUGGAGGAUGAAAAUUUCACAGUGAAACAUUCCGAACAAGGAAUUGUUUCCAUGGCAAAUAGUGGUCCUAACACGGCCAGUAGUCAGUUUUUUUUCACAAUGGCAGAGGGACCACUUCCUCAAUUGGAUGGAAAACAUGUUGCCUUUGGUAAAGUGACAUCAGGUUUGGAAAUCUUAAAAGAUUUAGAACAGUAUGGAAAUAGAUUGGGCGCAGUCUCAAAGAAGGUUACCAUUUCAGAUUGUGGUCAACUUUAG
Naegleria lovaniensis is the source of this 525-nucleotide messenger RNA. RefSeq lists its product as uncharacterized. NCBI's taxonomy places the organism in Eukaryota, Heterolobosea, Eutetramitea, Acrasida, Naegleriidae. Gene Ontology annotation, molecular function: peptidyl-prolyl cis-trans isomerase activity. Bases 1 to 525 code for a protein of 174 amino acids. The transcript has 3 exons. The record is from RefSeq and is a predicted model, not a curated record. Gene Ontology annotation, biological process: protein peptidyl-prolyl isomerization.